Messenger RNA from Cinara cedri, 8036 nucleotides. NCBI's taxonomy places the organism in Eukaryota, Metazoa, Arthropoda, Insecta, Hemiptera, Aphididae. The record is from the annotation of a GenBank genome assembly.
AAUAGCAAAUCAGUCUUAUCGUUUGUUUUAAACUAUCACUAGUUUUGUAUUUUAUAAUUAUAGUAAUAUAAUAAUUCAUUCUUAACCAGUUUUAUUUAUUUGUCUAUGAUUUAUAUUUCCAUUGAACUCGAAUUCUAGGUAUGCGUAUAGAUUUCUUCCGACUUGGAUUUAUUUUGGAUGUGAAUGAAUUUUAGUUAUUUCAAAGUGUCUCGUUUAGUUGUAAAGGGUUUCGACUGUACGUUUUUUGUUUACUAAUGUAUAGCAAACCUAAAAGCUAUGUGGCACGAAGCUAGAAAACAAGAAAAAAAAAUUCGUGGAUUACUGGUAGAUUACCAGAGACGAGCCCAGCGACGAAAGGAUUACUAUGAAAAAAUUGUAAGUUUGUUUCAAAAAAUUAUAUCUAUAUUUUAAAAGAAACGGUUUUAAAAAACUUUUAAACAAAUUUCAGAAAGCCGAUCCAACACAGUUUUUACAAUUACACGGCCGGCAAUGUAAAAUACAUAUCGAUCCAGGCAUUGCCAUUGCUGCGAACAGCCCUGCUACUAUGUAAGAUUUUGUUAUUAAAGUUUUCAAAAAGUUAAAAAAUCAUUAUACUACUGUUUUGGUGGUCUGUUCCCAAUUUCUGGAUUUCCAAAACCACUCUUGAUUGUUUACUAUGACAAAUUGGAUUCGUAUACAAAAUUUUUUUAGUGUCUAUAGUUAAUUUAGUUUUUAUUAUUUUUAACUUAAUUAUUGUCCUAUAAUUAUAAUAGGAUGCCCUGGCAGGGUAAUGAAGAAAUAAUGAUUGAUCGAUUUGAUGCCCGAGCUCAUUUAGAUUUCAUUAGAGAACCUAAAACAGUUGAUGAAGAUGAAGCAAUGUCGUAUGAUGAACGUCAACUAAAUUAUGAGCGUUAUCGUAUUCUUGUUCAAAAUGAAUUCUUAACGAGUAUGAUAUUUGUAGUAACCAUAUUGUUAGUUAAUUUUAAUUGUUUAUUUUAAAAAUUAGUUUCUGAAAGUAAAUUUCUACAUCAACUUUUUUUGGAGGAAAAAUUUGGCCCUGUAACUAAAACAGAUGCAGAUGAUGCUAAAAAAAAAUCUGUUGCCAAUGCUGCUAUCCCAUAUAAGUAUAGUGAUGAAGAUACAAUACAGACUGAUGAUUCUAGAAAAUAUUUGGAUAUUAAGCCUACUAAAACAGAAGGUUCUGAUGAAUCUGAUGAGGAGAGUGAGGUUGACUUUGGUAUGUAUCGUUAUCUAAAUAAAUCUAUAAAUAUAAAUUUAUUCUAUUUAUUUUUGAUUUAUAGAUUUAUCAAUUGAUGUUAGCAAAAUUGGUACUGAUCAAGCAAAUGAAUUGAAUUCUACUGCACAUAGCUUUGGAAUGACUACCAAUGAUUUUUAUAGUUUUCUUAAUAAUGAUUUGGAAGAGGCUGAAAACAUUCAAUUGGCUCGUUUAGCUGAAGAAGAAAAAGCUAUGUUUGCUGUAUGUUCUUUAAAUAAUGCCUACAAAUAUGGAAUCAAAUUGUAGUUUUAAUUUCUAAAACAAUCUCUUAUCACUAACCACAAGCUAAUUUUAUAGACGUAAUUUAUUACCAAUUAUUGCCAAUUAGAUUUUUAAGUAAUUCAAUUGGUGUAAAAUUUUAAAACUACAUAAAAUCUAGUAUGUAAGUUCAGGUUUAGUUCACCAAUAACAUUACUUCUCUCAAGUGAAAUCAUAACGUAAUCUGCCUACAAACUAGGUACUAGAACAAGGCCGAAAAUAAUCGGUCUUGGAAACCUUAAAUAAUUUAGAAACAAGUAUCUUUAUUAAAAAAAAAAAAAAAAAAUAUUUAAGAAAGAAUUAAUAUCAGUGAGUACACUAUGACUAAUGGCUAUCUUGUUUGUUAAAUAAAAGUUGAAUGUUUUUAUGCUCCGUGUUGUAAUAAUUGCAUAAAUGUGUAAUCUAUUUAUGAAAUAAUUAUAUCAGCGAUACGGACAUAUCAUACAUUGUAAAACUAAAACUAGAUGAGAAAAUCCAUUUUCAGUGUGUUAUUAUCAUUUGCAAUAGAGUUAUUUAUAUUCUGUGUUAUUAUUUCGUCUGUUUUUUCCAGUAGCUAAUUAAUACUUUAAUUUAUAUUAAUGAAACAUAGAAUAUAUUCCUAUAUCUCAUUGUAAAUCCAAACUUACAAUAUAAACACCAUAUUAAUUCAAUAUUACGAUCUUUAUAAUUUUCUAAUUUUAAUGAUUUUGAGUGAAGCAAAGAAGCUAUUUUAUAAAACAUAUAAGUUUUAUUUUUUUUUUUUUUGGAAAACUUAUUCAAUCACUGAAGUACCGUGAUUUUUUCAUAUUAUACCUUAAAAAGAUUUUUCUGGUUAAAUUUUAUUUAAAAAUAAUUUGGAAGUUACCAUUACUUUCUUCUAAAUUUAUUUAUUUUUUUUUAACAAUUAGGCAAAUGUUCCAAUUUUUCAUACAAUGUCUCAGAAGACUCAUAGUUACUGCCUGAUGAUACUUAAUUUGAAAUAUUUAACAAACCCUUUUGGCAGUUCACCUAAUGGAUUCUGUUUUUUUGUAUGUGGAUUGUUGUUGAUUUAAUUUACCUUUGUAACAAGGAUAAAAACAUAACUACAACAAUACUACUACACACAUAAUCGCUUUCAUUUGUAAUAUAUUAUUGCUGCAUACAGUAUUCAAAAUUAGAUUACUCUGUGUAUCUUUUCCCAAAUACCCACCUAUAACAGUGACUUACCUGUGAACAGUAUUAACAUUUUUUUUCUUCUUUUAAUAACUAGUAUUUUAUAACUAAAGUUUAAGAACUCUUAAAAAAUUGAAUAACCAGAAUCGAAAUAUACAAAAAGUUCCAGUUCAGUUGUCAAAAAAGGGGGUGUCCAAAGAUUACAAAUGAUUUAAAUGCAUAAAAAAAUACAACAUGUUGAGUUAUAUAUAUCAAAUGACAUUUUAAUAAUAAUAUAGAAUUCACUAUUCAGUAUAGUAUUAUAUCACAGAUAUCAUAAGCAAAACAAGACCUGUAUUAAUGAUUCAGAUAUGUAAUAAUUAUACUUAAUACAGGUUAUAUUAAUACAAAAAAUAGGUACUUAAAAUAAGUUAAAUGAUAUUUAAUAUUCACAGUGAAAAUCCAAUUGCCAUUUUUCCAGUGCUAACACCUAUACAAUUUUAUUAACUGUAACUGACACAUCUUUGUGAAUAUUGAGGAGAGUUAAUCUAUUUAAUUUGUUUUCUGAAUUUGUAUUUCUUUUAAGAUUUGUUUUAAAUUGUUGAAAUUAUAAUUUUUAAUUACUUAACAAAAAGUUCAAUUGAACAUUUUUUUUUUUUAAAUAAAAACAUGUAUAUGAUUCACAUGGAGGAAGGAUCUAGAUCUUCUUUGUUAAGUCAUUGUUCUAGACUCUCCUACAAACUAUGGUUAUUAUAAGUUUUUUUUUUUUUUUUUAAUCUAUUUUCUGCUUACAUAUUAUCAUAGGAUAAUAUAAUCAUUAACUAUAUUAUUUUCAACAAUAACAUAAAUUAUACUUAUAUCUAAUUCUUUUAGGGAAGAAGAUCAAGAAGAGAACGGCGAGCUUUUCGAUUAAAAGCAUUGGAAGGCAAAGCAUUAAGUCCACUCAGGUAUGUACACUUAUUAUUUUAAUAUUAAUGAUAACAUUUGUUUUUACAUAUAUAAUGAAAUAUUUUAAAUGUAUUUAAUUUUAGUUAUGCAACCAGAAAAAGUCCUAGCUACAAUGAUUUUGAUCAACUAUCAUCAAUGAUGACAUCCCGAUCUCCUACCCCGGAAAACUCAGGCCAAGUGACCUACAUUACUAGUUUUGGAGAUGAGGAACCAGCACAGAAUGAAAAAUCUAAAACCAGCUCAAAGUAUAUCUCUUUAGUUUAUAAAUAUUAAUAUUUUAGAUUCUAAAUGGUGUGUGGAAUAUAUUAGUUUUAAGUACUAUGAUGUGUGGUUUUCUUUUUCGUGUCUGAGUAACUUUUUCUAGAAAUCUUGCUCCAGUCAAAACAAUUACAAGAUAUCUUUUUGUGAUAUUUUUUGAUUUACUGAGUAGUUUUAAUAAUAGGGAGAAAAAAAUGCAGACUACAGACAAAUUUACAGCAAAAGUAUCAUUUUAUUCAAAAUUUUAAUUUCCAUCAAAAAUCUUACUCAGAAAUUGAAUUGUAUCACCCUUUUUGAAAGAAAAUUUUGUUAAUUUUUUAUUUUUUAUUCUCCAUGUAGUAUAACUGAAAAUAACUGGAAAGUUUACAGAAAUAUCAGUUAAAUUAUUUUUUUGUAGUAAUUUGGUUAAAAAAAGAGCUUUUUAUAAGUGUGAUUAAAUUUUCAAAUUAUUAUACUGAUCCUCAAGCUUUUAAUAACAUUUGACAUGUUAGAAUUUGUUUAGUGUUUAUUUAGAUUUUAUGCGUAUAAAAUAUUUUUAGUUAAAAAUAUUGAUGAUUUUACACAAAGUUCAUCAUAAGAUAUAUUUAGUGUUAAAAAAAAUAAAUAAUUGUAAUGCACUAAUUUUUUAUCCAUAAGCAUUAUUUAAAGUACAACAUUUUGAUAAAAAUCGUAAAAGCAUAAUAUAUCUAAACAUUUUCAACCAAACUUUGCUCAAAAUCAUGUUUUGUCAAUAUUUCAUUGCUUAUAGAUAUAAAUUAAGUAACUUUGUAUAUCCUACUUUUCAAACUUCUCAUCUACAACAGUGAUAUACCUUCCAGCAGUAGGUAACAACUUUUUUUUUUUAACAUUAUUUUAACAAAUUUGAUUAUAUUACAUUUACUACCCUGUAUUCUACAAAUAUUGUAAAUAAAAUUUACAAAUUAUUUUAGUAGAUGUUAAAUUUUUAAUUUAUAGAUCAAAAAGUACUUCAAAACACCAACACAAAAGAAGACGUUAUUCUCGGUCAAAGUCGCCUGUUAGAAAAUCAAGAUCAUCUUCUAAGAGCCAUAGUCACCGUCAUAAUAGAUCAAAAAGUUGGAAUAAAUCACCAACACCAUUAAGGUUUUUUAAAUUUAUUUAAUAUAUAAUUAUUAUAACCUAUUAAUCAUUGUUAGAUAUGAAGUAAUUUGGUUUGGUUUUAUUUUGAAAUUUACAGAAAUAAUACACAGUUACCAGUUAAUCAAAAAGCUCCACCUGUUCAACGGUAAUAAUAUUUCUAAUUAUAAGUAAUUAAUAUUAAUUAUUCAUUAGUCAUUACUAAAAUAUUUAUCAGUAUUAUUAAAUUAUAACAUGUAUUAAGUAAAUAUUUGAAGGGUUUUUUUUUUGUUUUUAGAUUAAAAUUGUAGAAUUAUAAAAAAAAACUAUUAAUCAUUUACAAAAACAAAAAAAAAGCAAUUGAAAAUGUUUUAUUCCAAAAAGACCUGUUGUCUGUGGGUCUGCUAAAUAAUUUCUACUCGGCUUAAAGAAAUGUCAUCAUGUUUUAAUUUAACUUAAUUUCUAUUUUAAUUUUAACUAUUAAUUACUUAUAAAGAAAUGAAAGUAAUAAAAAAAAAAAAAAAUUAGUUAAGGAAUAGUAAAUAAACUUCUUCGUGCAAUUUUUUAUAAUGGUCCUGUUACACUAAACUCUUAAACUAUUUACUUAAAUCAUUUAUAAUUAAACAAAUAAUUAAUAACAUUAAAAAAAAUAAUUAUGUAAACAAUUUAUUUGAAACUAACCUAACUUAUUGACACAAAAGUUAUUUUUAUUGAUUAAAAUACUUAAAAAAUAUGAUAUUGAUUUAAUUUAUUUUAUUUUUUCAGAUACUAUGGUCGCAGAGGAAAUGAUUCUUCAUCAGAACUGAGUAUUUCUGAUGAUGACAGUAAAGAUAAAAGUACAAAUAGCAAUAAACUUCCGUAAGUUGAUUUGAUUUUUUUAUUCCAAUACAUAAUUUUAAAUAUUCUUUUUAUUAAUAUAUUUAUAGACUACCAGAUCUCAGCAUUACUUCUUGCAGCAAAAAAGUCAGUAGUUUGUUAAUAUAUCGCAGACUACAUUAGCAUGUUGUGAAUAAAAUAAAUCAAAACUAGGGGAUUAUGCAUUUUUAAACUAUAAAUUAAUUUAUCAUGAAUAAUCUCUUUAAUAUUAAUAUAAGUUUGAUGGUUUAGAUGUAACUGUUACAAAAUAUGUUCACAGCAGGGCUCAAGUGACAGCAAACCAACACCACAAGAAUUAAUGAAAAGAAAAAUGAAAGUUUUGCUUAAUAAACAAUGUCAGUAGUAUUAAUAGUUCACUUUUUAUCAGAAGAAGUCAAACAUAUUUUGUUCAUGAUAAUAUUCAGAAAAUUAAUACAUACAUUUAAUGGAAAUUUGUUUUUGUAAAAUAUAUGUUAUUCUUAGAUAAAGCUGAUAAAAAAGCACAAAGAGAAAGAGAAUUAAAACUUGAAAGGGAACAAAUUGAAAGAGAAGAAGAGAUUAAAGAGUUGUCAUUAAAAAUGAGAAGGAAGUAUGUAGAAUAAGUUUCAUGUUUGGUUUUACUAAUGUUUUAUAUUUUAGUCUUAUUGCAAUUAUUGUAUUUUAGGAGACGCCAGUUACGUCACCCUGAAAAUGGGACUUCAUUAUCUCGAUCUAAAUCGCGGUCAAAGUCUAGUAGUUCUAGUAGUUCAAGUUCAAGUUCUAGCUAUUCCAGGUAGAUAAUUAUUUAAUCUAUAUUUUUUAAACUAAAAAAAAAUGGCAAAAAUAAUUAAUUAUUUUAUUUUUUAAACUAAAAAAAUGCCAAAAAUAAUUAAUUAUUAUUUUAUUUUUUAGGUAUCGAAGUCGUAGACGUAGAUCUAGAUCAAGAAGUGGUGGACAUCGUAGAUCAAAGAGCUUUGAUCGACGUCGUCGGUCUAGAAGUGAUGACAGAAGAGGAAUGAGAAGGAGUGAAGAACGAGAAAGAUAUAGAAGAGAUGAAAGACGUGAUUAUGAUUAUCGAUCGCGUGGUAGCCCUGAGAGAAGAGAUAGAAGGACAUACAGAAAAGACAGUCCUAUCAGAAAAGAAAUUAAACAAAGGGAAAGUCCAUUUAGAAAAGAAAUAAAACAUAGGGAAAGUCCUGUUAGGAGAGAAGUAAAACAAAAGGAAUAUCCAGAUCGUGGUAGAAGGGAGAAUUUUGAAACUCGUCAAACUCCUAAAAUAACUUAUGAAGCAAGUCCAAAACGUUAUGUGUCAAAUACCAAAGUACAAUCAAAUUUAAAGUGAGUAAUGUAUUUAGUGAUUAAUUAUCUUAACUUCGUUCAACAUAUUUUUGAUUGGAAGUAAGGAAACUGAUUUAAACAUUAAUAAUUAUACAAUAUUAGAAUUAAUAAAAUUAGUUUUUCUUAAAAUUUACAAUGUGUAUAAAUAUGUGAUGUUCUAUGUGUAGCUAAAAUAGAUUAUUAGGUAGUUUUAUUAAACAAUUAUAGUAAUAAGAAUGACACUUUCUAAACUUGUGCUUAGAAUAUAUAACUUUUAAAGGCUGUAUUUUUUAACUGGAUUCAUAGUCAUAAUUUUGUUCAAUACAUUCAAAUCAGUAAUUAUAUGGUGCCAAAUUUUUUCGAAAAACUAAAAAUGAUAACUAUGCAUCUCUUUCACAUUGUGUCUAACAAAUAAUUUUAUUGGGUGUUUAGAUUAAAGUUAAACAACAAAUACAAUAUUAUACAGACAGUAUGUAGUAUCAAUUUACAUACAACAAUCUAAAUAUUUGUUUAAAUUCAAUUGAUUAAAAUGAUAUAUUAUAUACUGUUAAAUAAAAUAUAAAUAUGUGUAAUCUUACGAUAAUAAAUAAUCAUCGAUCCUAAUUUGUUUCAUAAAAUCAAACCGUUAAAAUUAUGUUAAUACAAAUUUAUUAUUUAAUUAUGAUUUGUUUAUUUUUUGUUUUAUACAUAAAUAAUAAUUUUUGUUUUAGGUUAAUACAUUUUUUUUUAUAAAAUAACAAUAAGUACCUAUUUUUCGUUAUUUUUAUUAAUAGUUAAAAAAUUAUUCACCAAAAUAUUUGUUUUUUUUUUUUUUUUGCAAUCCACUAAUUAUAAUAUCAUUUAUAAUAAUUUUUAUUUCCGAUUUUUUCAGGCCACUUGUUGAUUAUGAAUGAAUGCUGGAAAGAAGUUCAAAGCCUAUCGUGAUUUAAAAUAAAUCAGAAUAAUUCUACUUGUAAAAUAUUAGUAUACUUUAUUAUAUUAA